UGUUCCAGCGAGACCAUUGAGCACCACUGCACCAGCCAUGUCCGACAUCAAGAAGAUCUUCGCCAAGGAUGCGAUGCCCCCGGCGGGACCUUACUCCCACGCCGUAGUCGCUGGCCCCAACAUCUACGUCUCGGGCUGCAUCCCCGCCGACGCGACCGGCGCCCUGGUCACCGGCUCCAUCGCCACGCAAACCCAAGCCUGCAUCGACAACAUCAAAGCCAUUCUCGCCGCCGCGGGAUCCGACAUCAGCCGCGUCGUCAAGGUCAAUGUCUUUCUGACCGAUAUGGCCGACUUUGCCGAAAUGAAUGGCGUGUAUGCGGAGGCUUUUGCGCACAAGCCCGCACGGAGUUGUGUCGCGGUGAAGCAGCUGCCCAAGGGCGUGCCGGUAGAGAUUGAGUGUGUGGCGUUCAACGGUUAGAUGUGUUGUCAUCUUCGAAUGAAGACCGUAUGACGCCUAGAGUGCGGGCAAUUUUGUACCAGGGAAAAGAGGAAAACGUUGUCCAUACCAAACGCGAAUGCAAUGCAAAACUCAG
Paraphaeosphaeria sporulosa is the source of this 533-nucleotide messenger RNA. Its product is annotated as YjgF-like protein. The transcript has 4 exons. The record is from RefSeq and is a predicted model, not a curated record. Gene Ontology annotation, molecular function: deaminase activity. The coding region runs from base 38 to 418 and encodes 126 amino acids. Gene Ontology annotation, cellular component: mitochondrion; cytosol. Lineage: Eukaryota; Fungi; Ascomycota; Dothideomycetes; Pleosporales; Didymosphaeriaceae.